AUGGCCGCCCGCCGCCUCCUCCUGCUCCUCGCCGUUGUCGCCGCGUCCCUCCUCGCCGCCGACGCGCGGCCGUGCCACACCUUCCUCGUCGCCUUCCCCGCCGAUCCCAACCCCAACCCCAGCAGAGGCGACGGCGCCGUCCGCCACCACAUCGGCAUCCCCCACGUCGCCACGGUCAUCACUGUCUUCCGCGUCCGCCGCCUCGAUCCACCGCCCCGAUCUCCCGCACCCGCCGCGGCCGCGGCCGCCGGGCCCCAGGAGCGCGCCAGGGGCAUCCUCGUGGUCGUCGUCGGGCUCCUCUUCGGCGUCGCAUGCGGCGCGCUCACCGCUGCCUCCGUGUACCUCGUCUGGUCCAUGGUCGCCGGCGCCGCCGCGGCCUCCCCGUACGACGGGCUCUAUGACGACGAGGACGAGGCGUCUGACACCGAGAGCCCCAAGAAGGUCGGCUACGUCAUCAUCCAGGAGCUCGAGGUCCAUGACGGCGGUAAGAACUAG
This is a messenger RNA of Miscanthus lutarioriparius, 495 nucleotides long. The record is from the annotation of a GenBank genome assembly. NCBI's taxonomy places the organism in Eukaryota, Viridiplantae, Streptophyta, Magnoliopsida, Poales, Poaceae.